Mya arenaria is the source of this 7796-nucleotide messenger RNA. RefSeq names its product discoidin domain-containing receptor 2-like. Bases 785 to 3625 code for a protein of 946 amino acids. Gene Ontology annotation, molecular function: ATP binding; protein tyrosine kinase collagen receptor activity; collagen binding. The transcript has 14 exons. Lineage: Eukaryota; Metazoa; Mollusca; Bivalvia; Myida; Myidae. The record is from RefSeq and is a predicted model, not a curated record. Gene Ontology annotation, cellular component: signaling receptor complex. Gene Ontology annotation, biological process: protein phosphorylation; multicellular organism development; cell surface receptor protein tyrosine kinase signaling pathway.
ACUCGCCGUUGAAAGAGGAAGGAUGCGCUCGAUUUAUAAACAUUGAUAAACCGGGUAUAUUCGAUUAUUUUUUUGAAAAAAAAAAUGUAAAAGUAAAAAUUAUUUGUUAUGAAAUUGGAUUAAGUAUACAAAUACAGUUAUAUGCUAUAGGCGAACACCGUGAACUGAUUUUGGAUUUUUUUGUGUGCUGUAAUAAGAGGGAGUUUAAAAAUAACAACUUUUGUAGUGACUUUAAUUAUUUAUCUUUAUGUUUGAACCAGGCGGAAUACCACAAACAUUAAGUGAAUGGAACUUUUAAGUGAAUGUGGUUGAAUGUGUCUAAGUUUAAAUCUAUAUUUGUGUUUUGUGAUUUAUAUAGCAACACAGGAGUACUUGCAAUUAAUAAUAAAUGAGGUUUCUGAACAAAUACAUGAAAAAGCGUUACCUUGGGGACACGAAAUGGCGAGUGCAUGAGUAUCUAUUGUUGUUUGGAUUUUUAUAAACUACACUCUUGAUUAUUGAGACUAGAAGUUUUCUGUAAUAAAAGGAAAAUAUUGUGGACGGAUAAUUAAAAUGAUAACAUCUUCAUGACUUAGUGCGUUGUGUGUUAAAACGUUAAAGUGAAUUAGAUCCCAAUUUCGACUCAGAUAUUAGAAGCCGUACUUUUAGAUGUAAUGUUUAAUUUUGAGAUGAUUGGAGUAAAAUAUGGGUAAAUUUAAGUACAAAGCGAAUCUAAACGUCAUUUUACCAUUAAGCGAUCUUUGAUAUUUAUUUUGAUCUACAAGCGACUGUGAUAACAAUAAACAUGGACAAAAUGACAACGUGGAAGGUUGUGCUGGUUUUGGUGGUGCUGAUUAUUGUGGAUUUACCUGCAACAACAGCAGCCUUGGAUUUGGAAAAAUGCAAGCAGCAGCUGGGUAUGGAAGCCAACACCAUUCCCGACGACGCCAUCACUGCCAGCUCAACUCAUAACCACAAAUUCGUCGGCCCACAACAUGCAAGGAUCCGACAGGACGAGCUCGGCGGUGCGUGGUGUCCUAAAAACUAUGUGGACAAGGACAGCUAUGAGUACCUGCAGAUUGACCUCCGUCAGCUGAUGGUCAUCACCAGCGUAGAAGUGCAGGGACGAUUUGGGAACGGACAGGGUCUUGAGUUUACUGAGGAGUUUCUACUCGAGUAUCAGCGGCAAGAUGGCGGCGAGUGGAUCCGGUUCCGGAACAAACAGGGCGAGGAGAAAUUUGAGGGAAACGAGAACCCGUACCUGGAGGUAAUUCGGGAGGUUUCGCCCCCAAUCAUCGGGCGUCGCAUCCGGUUCAUCCCAUUUUCACAGCGACAGCGAAGUGUCUGUAUGCGGGUCGAAAUGUACGGGUGUCCGUGGACAGAUGGCAUUGUGUCGUACGCAAUGCGACAGGGCGACACCAGGGGGUCGGAGAACAACUUUUUUGACUUCACCUACGACGGGACACGGGAUCCCGACGACACAUUCCUGUCCCGUGGGCUUGGGCAGCUUACCGACGGCGAGAAAGGAGACGCCAACUUCCGGUUGGCUUCCGAGGACACAAAUAUCAAGGGCUACGAGUGGGUGGGGUGGAGGAACGACUCAACGGCGGGAGCUGCACCAGUCGAACUCAUCUUCAUGUUCGAGACCCCUCGGAACUUUUCUUCUGUUACUAUAAAUAGCAACAACUAUUUCUCCAAGAACAUUCGCGUCUUCAACCAGGCGAAGAUAUAUUUCAGUAUUGGCGGGAAAUUCUAUCCGAAUACCCCUGUUGUUUAUGACUAUAUUCGGGAUACGGCGUUCGAGACGAGUAGAGAUGUGGAGAUUGACUUACAAUACAAUGUGGGCAAAUUUGUGAAGAUCAUGCUCUAUUAUGACGUGAAAUGGAUUAUGAUUAGUGAGGUAGAGUUUGGUUCAGUACCAGCUGAAGGUAAUUUCUCGGUCGAACUUUCUUCCCCAACGGCUUUGCCGAGCCCCGAGCCGACAGAGGGCAUCAAACACACGAUGAACGACGAUCAGAGUAUACCUAAUGUGGAUGUACAGUCCGCCGACCCAGGUCUUUACCAAGAUUCCGGGGAAACCGACACCAUCUCAAAGACGCCUGGCGAGAAAGCGUCUGCCAACGAGGACUACAUCAGCAUAAUCAUCGGGGCGCUUGCAGCGCUUAUAGUGAUACUGACAAUUGUCGUAAUAUUUAUUAUCGUGCGAUACAAAAGACGCCGAAACUUGAACAGACAGAGUUUAAAACCCGUGUCAGACACUGUGUUGAACAUAAAUCUGAAUAACUUUCAAAAUAACAUGAACAACGGGAAGGUCUCCAAUGGAAACGUGUACAAUGGCGUAGCCACUGAGGACGAAGAACGGGUGAAAGACGUUAAUGGGAAAGCCGUCGGUGUCAAUUCUUACUUCUACGAGGAACUUGACGACUUCAAACCACCUUUAAUUGUAGCUCUUCCGCCUGUGACGUCACCACUGACGCCCAUAACUACGUCACAACAUUCCUCAAUCAAAUCCAAACAGCAGAACAACAGCUUGAACGCUCUGGAUAAACCUCCGAACUAUGACGCGCUAUACGCUGCGUGUGACGUCAUCAGUUCAUGUGUACCCAACAUUCCUAGCCUACAGGGCGUCAGCGGAAACAACGUUUACGCUGUGCCAAAUUCCGACAUUCUAGUCAGCAGCGUGGACUGCGCCCUCGUGGAGUUUCCCCGCCGGAAUCUCAGAUUUGUUGAGGUCCUGGGUGAGGGAGAGUUUGGUGAGGUUCACCUAUGCGAGGCGUUCGGUCUCCAGGAUCCGGUGGGCGGAGAGUAUAUGAUGGCGCGCCGGAAGUCGGGACCCGUCCUCGUGUCCGUCAAGAUCCUGAGGAAGAAUGCAGAGGACAGGGCCAGGUCCGCAAAGUCUGAUUUCCACCGUGAGAUGAAGGUCAUGUCUAUGCUGAAGGACCCUAACAUUGUCCGCGUGCUGGGUGUAUGUACAACCGAGGAGCCCUUGUGUAUGAUCGUAGAAUACAUGAAAUAUGGGGACCUCAACCAAUUCCUACUUGAACACGUCCCCGAAACCCAAAUACCGACCCCUAAUGCCAAAGUACUAAGCUACGGAUGCCUGGUCUACAUGGCAUCGCAGAUUGCAUCGGGUAUGAAGUAUCUAGAAUCCUUAAACAUGGUGCACCGUGACCUUGCCACUCGAAACUGCCUGGUUGGCUCCUACUGUACAAUCAAGAUCUCUGACUUUGGGAUGAGUAGAAGCCUAUACAGCGCAGAUUACUACAGGAUCGAGGGUCGGGCUGUUUUGCCCAUUCGUUGGAUGGGAUGGGAGUCAAUCCUAUUGGGCAAGUUUACAACUAAAAGUGAUGUUUGGUCGUUCGCGGUGACUUUGUGGGAAAUUCUUACCUUUGCUAGAGAGCAGCCGUUCGAGGGACUGACGGACGAGGAAGUGAUUUCAAAUGCCGGACAUUAUUACAGAAAUGACAAUGAACAUGUCGUGCUCUCCCAUCCUCCAAACUGUCCCAAGGAGAUAUACGAUUUGAUGUGUGAAUGUUGGAAUAGACAAGAAAGCGAGAGGCCGUCGUUCAGAGAAAUAAACAUGUUCCUGUGUAGAAAAAAUAUGGGCUUCGACCCGCGUCAUGACAAUUUAGACCAUGUUAGUUAAGGAAUCAGCCGUAGAAUAUUCUAUGUUUAUCAAUAUAUUGGAUUUGACCCGCUUACAAUAAGACCAUGUUAAGUAUCACUAUUAGAAUGUAAGAGGGUGCUUUUCUGUGUUUUAUCUAUAUGGUUGUAGCUGUAGUUGGAAAUGUGUACUGCACGAACUAGCAAUAUUCAUUUGUAUAAAUAUGACUAUAACUGAGUUUUCUGGCUCAAUGCCCAUCAGUUAUUGACUCAUCAAUGAAGACAUUGUUCUUAGCAAACCUUUCAGAUGCAUUUAACAUAGCUUUCAAAUACGCGAUAUCAUUUUAUAUCACUGGUACUUUUGCAAUUAUGUAGAUUAACACAAAAGUGACAAAAAUACUGAUAAGAUAAGAUAAGAUAAAUAGUGUGUAUGGUAUCAGCAUUGAUGACCUACGCAAAUCUUGAUGUUAUAUGUACACUUAAUGUUCUGUGGAAAUGUAUGUGAAGCAUCAUUAAGCAUCUUAGUAACAAUUUUUACCUUAGUGAAAAAUAACCAUUUUCUUUUUUGAAUUUUAAGAAAACAAUGUACGUACACCAAAAAUAUAUAAAUAAGCAAGAAAGUGGUCUUAAUAAUAUAUCCAUAUAAAUAAAUCGGAAGAAAAGUAGCAGGUAUUGAAAAUUAAUAUUGUUAAAAAAUACGAAAUUAUCUCUAAGUUGAAAAUAUUCACUAAGAUGCUUAUUGAAUACGGCACCAGAAACAUAUAUCCAUUGUGUAUUGUUAAAAAAAGAACAGAGGCAAUAUUCAUAAAACUUAAUACUUCUGAAGACAUUUAACUAAAGACAUUUUCUGAAGUAAAGUAUCUCACUUUUUAUAUGAUUUAAUCGCUUCAUAAUAAUUGAAAUCCUUAUUUCCAUUGAUUUGAUUGAAGAUAUAUAAUCUAAUGUUAAGAACAACACUUAUUUUCCUCUUUUAAUUUGACAAUGUAAAUCUUAGGAAAUUCACUUAAGUCAAGAAAUGGCGUAAAUUGUUUUAUUAUUACCGGCACUGGGCCCUGACUUGAACUUCUACUACUUAGUUGACGCAUCUAAACAUAUGAAUUAUUUUCUUUUGAAAGUGCUGGAAUUUCGCCAGUGGUUGUUAGAUAAAGGUGUUAUUUUCUGUAAAGGAAGACCCUUUCAUUGAUGUAAAUGUUUUGUAAAAUAAUUGUAAAUAUGUUAUUUAUGAAAUAUUGUUUAGCUUUUUCAGCUGUACUGUAAAAUACGUGAUGGAUUAAAUAAUAUAAGUAUUUAAAAUUAACAUGGCGAAUAAAAUGAUGAUUUAACUAAACGACUUGUACGACAUGUUAGUGGGUUUUUUUCCUGUUAGAAACAUAACAUUCUCUGUUUAAACUCAAUAAAAUAUGUCAAUGACAAAUACUCGAAAAAUACGUUACUUUGUUAUGUAAGCUACGUUACUUUGACCUGUAAGAUACGGUACAUUUUAAAAUGUGCCAAACUCUGAUCUUCAUGAUUUUGCCAAAAGCUCAAGAACAGGUUUUUUCGGAUAUUGAAUUAUAUAAAUGUGAUAUAUGUUUUGUUGAAAACAAAAAAAAACUAUUUGUAUAUAUUGUCGUGUCUAAUCAGUUAAGUCUGUUUACUGAUUAAAAAUAGAAAAAAUAUCUUUAUUUGAAAGUGGAAUAUUACAGCUCUGUUGAAGGUUGAAUCAUUCGUCAAUCUUAAGAUAAAUUGUUUAUUUUAUAACACAUUCACUUGAGAUUAAAAAAUAUCGAAAGUAAUUUUUGCUGUGUAAUAACAAAUAACAGUCUGUCAAUCCGAAUAUAUUUUAUCCGUACAUAUUUCGUAUGUGUAUGUGAACUGUAGAUGUCACACAGUGAUAGUUCUAGGUGUUUAAUGUUGUCAUUUAGUCCUUGUACCUAAAUACUAAACAGGUUGUGACCCCUUUCCAAGUAAACGAAGCAUGUUUGUGUUGAAUGGAUGGGGAAAUUUAUUUCAUUUUAAGGUCAUUCUCAAAACAUGUUUAAAAGUUUGAUGAACCCGAUCGACAAUAUUUUUUAAAUAGGUCAGUAGGUCAGAAGUUAUUUUUUAUGACUGAGUGAUUUAUCAUCAAACCAAAUCCAAACCACUGCAAUUUGUUGCCUCAUCUUGUGGAUAAAAAUGAGUCGGGAAUUUUGCAGCGUCGGUCUUGUUUCAUUCACACAUACAUUGUGCUUAGGAUGGACUAUUUUUUUUUAAUCCAAGAUUACAUUAAAUAUGGAUGGAUGAACAUUUUGAGGAUAACUACUGAUUACUUGAAUUCGUCCAACAGUUCGAUUGCUUAUUUAUUUAUUCGGACUUAAGAAUAAAUUGUGUGUUUGUCGGUGGUUAUUUUUUUUGUAAUUUGGUAAGCUAAAAAUCAUUUAUGUUAAAUGAUCAGUAACUUAACCAUUGUUUUCGCACUUACGCACCAUGUUAAAAUAUUUAUUUUGUUUACUUAAUGUUAUUUUUUAUAAUUGUCACGGACGCUAUAUCGCUAUGUUGAAUUGUCUAUUAUAUCGCUUGUUUAUUUUUAAACAAUUUACCAAUUUCAGUACUUAAAAUUUGUUAUGCGCUCAUUUUCAGCUAGAAUUUCUGUUACAUAAGUUGUAUUUAAGGUUUAACACACCGUCGAUUAUUUCAUUUACAUUCACUUUUCUUUUUUAAAACAUACUUGGUCGAUUUUUCAUAACAUUGUUAAAGCUGCACUUCUCCCAGCUAUACCGUUUUUACAACUUUUUUUAUUUUUUGUCUUGGAAAGAGCAAAUAUUUGCGUAAAUAUGUGCAAACCAAUGAUAAAAGAUUGCUGACAAAAGAUCAGAUCGCAGAUGUUCACAUUUCCGUUCGAAAAAUUAAUGUUUAAUGGCUUAAACCGUUACUAACGUUUUAGGAAAGAAAUCAUAAAACUUACUUUUUUGAACUUAAUUAUAAAGAUCUGCGAUCUAAAUUUUUGUCAGCAGUCUUAUAUAACUGGUUUCCAUGCGUUUCCGCCAAAAUUGGCUCGUUCCAAAAAAUAAAAAAAGUUGUCAAAACGUUCAAUCUGUGAGAGUGCAUCUUUAAAGUUAACCUCGCUGUUAACGUCAUUGUUGUUUACUCGAAAACACUUCUGAUCUGCAGUUAUUUCUCACAAGAUGAGCAAACUGUUUAAGUCACAAGCGGCUCCAGGGGGGUGGGGCGUACCCAGCGCGCGCCUUUCCCCCUUAAAUCGCAAAAGUUUACCUUUUAUGUUAAUAUCUGAAAACAUAUAAUAAAACACGCUUAAAAUGCACCAUUUCGGACUCCCACCAUUCUAAACCAAACCUAUUUUGGUUGUGAGGGGGUUGCAAAAGUCAAAAGGUUACGCCCCUAAGUUACACCCACUCUAACGUCAAAUCCUAGAUCCGCCAAUGUUAAUUGUUCAUAUUAAGUGCAAAUAUAUAAGCACACCAUAGAAUAUUUCAACUCUUACAGGUAACAACCAUGAUGUAAACUACGUUGUUCACUUUAGCGACGUUCUGAACCAUCGGACCAUUAUGUGAGUCAAUAGGAAAAUGUUAGGACUGUUAAUGUGAAUGUGCUAGACUCGCUGUUUUAUUGUAAACACAUUCUUGUACAGGACUGGUGUAAAACAUCGUCGUUUUGUCAAGCUGUGUGACAAUGUAGACAUAUUACUCAUUCUCUGAGCGUACGUAUACUUGCUGGCUACAAGGAACUGUCUUAUAUAAAAAUAGACCUUAAUAAGAUAUUAAUAUGCUGCCAAACUGAUACCGUGCAUAGAUUUUGAAUUUUUGAAUCAUUUAUGAUCAAUCGUAUUUCCGUUUAAUUCAGUUCCAGUUGGUGAACUUUUUAUUUUGUAAUAUUAAAAAUGCACCAUAAAGUUUAAAAUUUGAAGUAUUAGGCUAUGGGAAAACUGCAAAUUAAGUUACAGCCGCUUUGAUGGACUUUAUUAGUAAUGUGAGUUUAUUAAGGUCAUUUCAUAUAUCUUAUUAAAACUAUGAAAUAUAAUGUAAUAUGAAGGCCGUACGUAUAUCAGACGGUGUUUAAUGUGUCCCGUGUCACACUAUUGACGGUUGUUAGCAAGUUGUUACUCAGUUAGAGUUUAUUCUUGACACUGUAUGAUAGUAUAUAUGUGAUUUCUCAUUACCGGAUAGUGCAAGUCCGUGUUAGUAUGUGUGUCAGUGUUCAACUGGCGAAUAUUUUCUAAAUAAAAUGUUGAAAAUACA